This is a messenger RNA of Scophthalmus maximus (turbot), 2678 nucleotides long. It is a transcript of the gene mpzl3, whose product is annotated as myelin protein zero-like 3. The record is from RefSeq and is a predicted model, not a curated record. The transcript has 6 exons. Bases 238 to 984 code for a protein of 248 amino acids. Gene Ontology annotation, cellular component: membrane. NCBI's taxonomy places the organism in Eukaryota, Metazoa, Chordata, Actinopteri, Pleuronectiformes, Scophthalmidae.
GGAACGCAGCAGGCCCGCAGUCGGUCCUCCAGCUGCACCACUUCCGGGUACACCUGUUUGUCAGGUAGGCUCGUGCCGCAGUCUGCGCGCGCCACGGACGGCCACAGACGGAGUCACCACUUCACGACCAUGGACGGAGUUUCACCGAGGCUUUGACGCAAUUUGCUCCGAGGUUUACUUUUACACGUGCCCGUCGCCGAGCGAGUGGAGCGAACUCGUCUUCACCGAUCGAAUAAAAUGCGUCGCGCGCCAACAGGAAGCGUCGCCGUGGACGCGCUGUUGCUGCUGCUGAGCCUGGUCCCCUCCCUCGUCUCUGCCAUCUUGGUGAGCUCUCCUCCAAACGUCCAUGCAUCUAAAGGGGACACCGUCACGUUGGCCUGCACCUUCACCUCCACCAGUAGACCAACCAGUAAGAUGACCGUCGACUGGUCGUACAGGCCCCAGAGCGGAGGGCCGCCACAGACAUUUUUCCACUUCUCCUCGCGGGCGUUCCUCCCGACAGACGGUCAGUUCGCCGGUCGUGUCCGGUGGGAGGGGGCCCCGGCGCGCGGCGAGGCCUCCAUCUCGUUGACCAACGCCACGUUGGGCGACAACGGCACCUUUUCGUGCUCGGUCAGAAACCCCCCCGACGUCCACGGGUCCCCGAUUUCACAGACCGUGCUCACCGUCACGCCAAAGGCCGCCAGCGUCCGCUUCUCCGACGUCACGGUCCUGCUCGUUUUCAUCCUCCUCCCCUCCACCGUCGUCACCCUCAUCCUGAUUGGACGGAUACUCUUUCCGAAGAAGGAGCGUGGCCAAUCGAAGGCCAACAGGUCGCCCAUAGAGGUCACGGAGGGAGAGGAGUUUGGCGUCCAGCCACCAGGGGCCAAAGAGAAGAGGGCCAUGUGCUGUGACCUAUAUUUGACGGACUCUGACGAUGAGGAGUACUACAACCCCAAAAAGCAGCCUCCCGCAGACGAAGGCUACGCCGAGUCUCAGUGCUAGAGAACCCUGGUGGUUGGGAGAUGUAACUGCACGCCUCGGGACUGCACCCCCCCCCCCCCCCCCACAACCCCUUACAAAUGGGAGGCACCGAACGGAAAUCAAUGCUGGAUUCACAUCGCCUGUGCCUCCGUCCACCACGCACCCGGUCACUUUGCUGAUGGAGCAAACAUUUUUGUGGUGUUUUGGUUUUCUUUCGUCUUGAGAUGAUCUGAAUUAUUACUAUUCAUCCACAGCACGAUAUUCACACCAAAGAAUACGGCAUGUCAAUGACUAGUUUAACCUUCUUUUUUUUUUUUUUUUUCGACAAAAAAUUCUAAAAGAACCACCUCACAGCUUCCAUACCGGUUUGCUGUGGGGAAAAAAGCUGAGGUAUCAAUCCCUAAAUUUCAGAGCUUUUGUGGUUUAUGAUUAUAUAUAACAUUUGUUUGUUGUUUUGUGUCCAGGUAUGAAGCUGGGAUCAUUCUGUCAGGUACCAACUGACAUGCAAACACAAACACACAGAUGAGCACUAUGUAUAUUUUUUUUUUCUUUUUAUAUCUGAUGAUAUGAAUGAUUCACUUUCUUAUCAUGAAGGAGAGAGAUUAUGUUUUGUCUAAUUUAUUGCUUGUGUCAAAAGCGGCUGUAUGAGAUCUGUUAUAUUCUAAACAUCAUGAGAGAAAAUAAAUGGUUUGGUGUGGAACAUUAGCUGCGACCACUUAAUACCAUUUAUAUAUAAAACUGUACAGUAUAUAUAUAUUAUAUUUGAAAUAUUUCCAGUCCUCUGUAUAUCACUGUACCAUGUGUGUGCCGUCUUACUGCUCAGUACACUCUGGGGAAUGUCUGACUCUGGAUGUGGACCCGAGUCUUUGGUUUUGGAUGCAUAGCUUUGCUUGUGUUGAUUUACAUUUUUUAGAAACAUCUUUGCCAAAAGAAAUAGUUCAUGUGCAGAUUCUCGCGGCUUCGUACGAGGAUGGACAUGACUUUUUUUUCUUCUUUUUUUUAAAGAUGCUUCUGGCAAGAAUUAGUUCAUUACAUUGAGGAACGUCUCGGUUUGCAAAAAGAGAAGCAUUUGUUUUGUAAAGCAAGCGGCCACCGUCUCUCCUUCGGCUCCCUCCUCUGUUUGGUCUGUUGCACUAUUCAUGAAUGGGCCCUCUUCCACUAUUCAUGAAAGCUCUUGAAUAUUCCCUUUAAAACUCUUAAGGACGGUCGGGAGGCUCAAAGAGCCUCGCUCGCAAAUUGCGGCAGCAUCUUGUCUCAUCCACGCAGCCACGGGACUCGCGAGUCGUGAUGGGAUCUGACGAGAUAAAAUUUAAAAAAGCCGCCCAAUGAAACGCGCAGAAAAAAAAAAAAAAAAAUCAAGUCCUCAUUCUGUCUCAUUUCUUUUCCCUAUUUCUCAUUCCUCUCGUUCACGCUCUCUAGGGUUUUAAUAAUUCACACACAAAAAGCUACGGUGAAACAAUUAUCAUUCCCGCGCCAUCUGAACUGCCAUGGCAACAACUUACAGAUGUCGGGCAGGAGGAGGAGGAGGGGAGGGCGGGGGGAGAUGUAUUUAGAAAAUUGAUUGAAGAAAGAGAAAGGCUGACUACCUGAACUGGAGGGACGAUGUGUCGGUCCGGUGGUCUAAUGUACAACACCCUGUGUGUAGCUGCAGUAGUAUACUGAAUCUACAAGGCACCAAAACUGAAGUCUGACUAAGAAUAAAGGUACAAAUAAGA